Molecule: messenger RNA, 3798 nt
Organism: Cadophora gregata
Lineage: Eukaryota; Fungi; Ascomycota; Leotiomycetes; Helotiales; Ploettnerulaceae
Exons: 1
Coding region: 376-2871 (831 amino acids)
Molecular function (GO): carboxypeptidase activity
Source: RefSeq, a predicted model, not a curated record
UGUAUAAUGAAACAAAAUUGUAUGAUUUAAUAAUCUAGUCGAUAUAUAUGUUCGCAAGGGAAACACUUCCAAGAAUGUCUCGGCUUCCAAGCUCUGGGCCAGCCGAGACGCGAAUCAUACUUCAGAACAUCCAGCUCGUAAUGGAUCCGACAACACAUUUCACUUUCAACAACAGUUUCCAAGACCACACCACUCAUUCCCUUCUCCCAGUCUCUCGCAAACCCACAUUCCUUACCACUCAAUACAAUAGCGGCACAAUCUACGAUGCGGCAAUCGACCCAGCUGGCCUGAUUCAACUAAUCCCUUAUCGACCUCUCCUAUCUACAUCAUCAUCGCCUCUCUCCACGACCGAGUCAACCCCAUCCCAUCUACACCAUGCCCACCGACGAGAAACCCAACAAAUACGAACCGGUCCCCAUUCCCACCUACGACGAAGCCAUCGGUUCAUCCUCACGCACAACCCCCGUUCCCCGAGACGACAAUGCGCGCGAGGCCGCCGACCCGGCAGAGCGAGAAGGACUGCUUGGACCAGACACCGGGGCUCGCACACCAGUACCUACACGCAGAGCAGGAUACCGACCGCCAACAGUAGAAGAUGUUCCCGAUGAAGACGACGCCGAGCACGAUACGUUCCUCAAUCAGGAUGGCACGCCCGAUCAGCGGAGGCGGAACAGCGGAAGCAGCGAGGAGGACGAGGUACGGCGCGAGCUCCAGGAGAUGGACAUUGAGGAUCCGCCGGCAGCACAAUCCGCGUGGGGGAAACGCAUAUCCUCUCUCUCGCUCUCGCUACCCUUCAAAUGGAAGUGGCCGUCCGGUCUGGGCUUCAAGCCGCGCUGGCCUACGAUCGAUGCGAAUUUCUGUAUAGUGCUUGGACGAUGUUUCGCUAUUCUGCUGGUUAUGGCGGUCGUGUAUCUCCUGUUCAUGAGCGAUAUCUUUACGUCUGCGGCGCAGAGGAUGGCGGGUCAGAUGUUUGAACCGGAAAGCGUGAGGAUACAUGUUCAGCAGAUGGUGGAUGAGAAUCGUAUUAGGGAGUACCUCCGGAUUGUCACGAGUACGGAUCAUUUGGCUGGUACGGAGGGCAAUUUCGUCCUUGCGGAGUACGUGCAGGACUUCUUUAGGAGUAACUUCCUGGAGGACGUACAUAUGGACCAGUAUGAUGUGUAUUUGAACUUCCCGAAGGAAGGAGGGCGGAAGGUCGAGCUUGUGAAGGAUGACGGGAGUGUGCAGUGGAGUGCGAAGAUUGAUGAGGAUCCGGUCUAUGGCCAGGGGGUUAGAGCGCAGACGCCGGUUUUCCAUGGACAUAGUAAGAGUGGUGAUGUUACGGGCCCGCUCAUAUAUGCGAAUUACGGAUCGAGGGAAGACUAUAAGAGGCUGUACGAUAGUGGGAUUGAUACGAAAGGUGCCAUUGCGCUGGUAAAGUACUACGGAGGUCAAGGAGAUAGAGCAUUGAAGGUCAAAGCGGCUGAACUGGCUGGGUUCGCAGGGUGUAUAAUAUACAGUGAUCCACGGGACGAUGGAUUUGUGAAGGGAGAAGUUGCACCUGGUGGGAGAUAUAUGCCUGAAGGAGGUGUGCAGAGAGGUGCUGUCAGUCUGAUGAGUUGGGUCGUUGGAGAUGUAUUGACGCCUGGGUGGGCAAGUGUAAAAGGUGCAGAAAGGCUGCCCAAGGAAAACAACCCUGGACUUGUGAACAUUCCAAGUAUACCUCUGUCCUGGGGAGACGCUCAACAUCUUCUGAAAGCGAUAGAAGGUAUCGGCGAGGAAUGUCAAGACGAGGACUGGAAAGGAGGCAUUCCCAAUGUGGUAUACUGGUCUGGAAACUCGAGUUCGCCUAAAGUACACCUAGUGAACGACCAAGACGAGGUCGAGCAGCAGCCGAUCUGGAAUGUCAUGGGUAAGAUCACGGGAGUGGAGCAAAGGGAGAAGUCUGUCAUUGUGGGAAAUCACCGCGAUGCUUGGGUGUACGGAGCUACGGAUCCUGGGUCUGGGACAGCUGUCAUGAUGGAAGUCAUUCGCAUUUUUGGCGACCUUGUUGAGCGUGGAUGGAGACCCCUCAGAACCAUCGAGUUCGCAUCAUGGGACGGUGAAGAGUACAACUUGAUUGGCUCCACCGAAUACGUCGAGAAUAACAUGGACAAGCUACGACAAGAUGCUUACGUCUACAUUAACGUGGACGUGGCUGUUGGGGGCUCUGACUUCGUCGCAGCAGGCAGUCCCGUUUUCAAGAAAUCCCUCCUCCGGGUCUUGGACCGCACAAGCGACAUGGCGAAGAACGCUACUAUGCGAGAACUCUGGGACAAGCGGGGUGGUGAACUUGAUGGUCUGGGAGCUGGAAGCGAUUAUGUCGCAUUUCAAGAUAUGGCUGGUGUGUCCAGUCUUAACAUCGAGUUCACAGGCGAUAAAUUCCCUUAUCAUUCUGCCUACGACAACUUUGAGUGGAUGGAAACCGUUGGCGACCCAGGCUUCCAAUAUCACAAGAUUCUAGCUCAAAUCUGGGCUCUCCUGAUCCUGGAAUACUCGGACCGUCUGGUACUUCCUUUUGAUAUGUCCGCCUACUCCUCGGCUCUUACAAGAUGGUGUAUGGAUCUUGACAAUUGGGUUAAAGACAAGGGAAUCAAUGUCGAUGGCAACACGCCGUGGAGUAUCGAGCCGCUCAAGGAAGCUGUCCUGCAACUGGCGAAGGAUACGAAACUGUUUGAGAAGUGGGAGGAGGAAUGGGAUGCGGUCGUUCUUGGUGGAGGAGGUUUCGAGAGUGCGAUUCUGGCGGCGCAUAGGAAGAGCCACAAUAACCGGAUGGCGAACUUUGAGACGCAUUUGCUGGAUUUGGAGGAGGGUGGUGGUGUAUGUUUUACCUUUCCUCUCCCUUCCCCUUGAGCACUUUUUGCCUUCUCAUACCCUUUCCCCCCUAACAUACCUCUCCUACCCCUCUUCCUCGACCAAUAACCCGCACUCUGUACUGAAAAUUCACAGAUCCCGAACCGCACCCAAUUCAAACACAUCGUCUUCGGCCCCCAACUCUGGUCCGGCUACGACGAAGCUUUCUUCCCUGCCAUCCUCGACGCGGUAGAUGCUAGGGAUUGGACGUUAGCGCAGAAACAGGUUCAGAAAGCAGCUGAUACCAUUAUGAGGGCGAGUAGGAAGUUGAUUGGCAAUACGUGAUGCUAAGACGUAUGAUGUGAUUUUGUAUCCUGCCAGGGAUUCCUAUGUACAGAAACGGAGAGGAAUGGAAAAGGUGAAGGGGACUCUGCUACAAAGUAGGAGAGGCCAUUUUGUUCGUGGAUGAGGACCAUUCAAAAAAGACAAGCCAAGGCGAAGGAAGAUAGAGGUGGAGACGAAGGCGGAGAGAGACCUGUACAUUCAAUCUGCUUUCAGCGGUUCCUUUUUACUUCUUUCUAUGCGGACAGACAGACUGGCGGAUGACUGGCGAUUGCCUAUUCAUCCGCCUGUCGCACUUCAUGUCAGGUCAACUUGAGCGGCGUUCUCAACUGACUUCUUUGCAUAUCCGUACGGUGUUUGGGCGUUCUUUUUGGCAUGAUUCCGUCUGGCUUGGUUUGGUUUGGUUAAAGCAUGGAAUGGAUUGCAGAUUUCAAGUUCCUGCUUCCUUGAAUAGAGUAGACCUGCAAGGUGGAUUACUUGCGGGUGAUUGUCUGGUUGGUUCUUUUGUCUAGUGAGAUAGAUAGGUACAUGCAUACAUAUAUUCGAAAACGAAGCAGCUCGUUUUUCUGAAUAGGCUUCAUGUUGAUUUUAGUGAUGAGAUUUAGGUCGUGUCUGGGUUUUGUGCAAUGACGAGAUAGAUCCAAU